AUGUCCUCGUUACCCAGUUUGACAAAUCUGAGGUUUGAGUUCUACGGAGCUUCUCUACCCUAUUUCACCCGCGAUGUCGUUUCUUCCUUCUUCAUGAAAUUGAGGCACGCAGCAAAUCAGCAGCAACCUACAAUUGCAAUGGGAUCGUACAAUGGUGUUGCAUAUGUGGAUAUCAAUGAAGCACCUUCUUCACCUAGAUUAGACAACUUGAAGAAAGUUUCAGUUUUGCCCCUUAUUUUCCUCAUCUUCUAUGAGGUUUCUGGUGGACCGUUUGGGGUGGAGGAUAGUGUUCAUGCAGCUGGUCCGCUUCUUGCCCUUCUCGGCUUCUUGGUAUUCCCGUUAAUAUGGAGUGUUCCUGAGGCGUUGAUUACGGCUGAGAUGGGUACCAUGUUUCCAGAAAAUGGAGGUUAUGUUGUUUGGGUGUCUUCUGCGUUGGGUCCUUACUGGGGUUUCCAGCAAGGAUGGAUGAAGUGGCUGAGCGGGGUGAUUGAUAAUGCUCUGUACCCGGUUCUUUUUCUUGACUAUUUGAAGUCGGGAAUCCCAGCUUUGGCUGGCGGUUUACCAAGAACUAUAUCAGCUUUGGCUUUGACGUUCAUCCUCACUUACAUGAAUUAUAGGGGUUUAACUAUUGUGGGAUGGGUUGCAGUUCUUUUGGGGAUCUUUUCAAUCCUUCCUUUUGUUGUUAUGGGUUUAGUGGCAAUUCCAAAGUUGGAGCCUGCAAGAUGGUUUGUGAUGAAUUUGCAUGAUGUGGACUGGAAUUUGUAUCUGAACACUCUGUUUUGGAAUUUAAACUAUUGGGACUCAAUAAGUACUCUUGCUGGAGAGGUGCAUAACCCAAAGAAAACGCUACCUAAAGCUCUCUUUUAUGCUUUGAUCUUGGUUGUUCUUGGUUAUUUCUUACCCCUUUUGUUUGGCACUGGUGCUAUCCCACUCAACCGUGAUUCUUGGACUGAUGGGUAUUUCUCAGAUAUUGCUAAAAUGCUUGGGGGAGUUUGGCUGAGAUGGUGGAUCCAAGGGGCUGCAGCAAUGUCAAACAUGGGAAUGUUUGUGGCUGAAAUGAGCAGCGACUCUUUCCAGCUUUUGGGGAUGGCAGAGCGAGGAAUGCUGCCAGAGUUCUUUGCUAAGAGGUCUCGGCAUGGAACGCCAUUGAUUGGGAUUUUAUUUUCUGCAUCUGGUGUGAUUUUGUUGUCGUGGCUAAGCUUUCAGGAGAUUGUAGCUGCAGAGAAUUUUUUGUAUUGCUUUGGAAUGAUAUUGGAAUUUAUAGCAUUUGUAUGGUUAAGGAUAAAAUGCCCUGCUGCUUCACGGCCUUACAAGAUACCUGUGGGAACAAUUGGAGCCAUUCUUAUGUGUAUUCCUCCAACCAUAUUGAUUUGUGUUGUGUUAGCUCUUUCAACGGUCAAAGUAAUGAUCGUGAGUCUGAUUGCUGUGGCAAUUGGCCUUGUGAUGCAGCCCUGUCUCAAGUACGCUGAGAAAAAGAGGUGGAUGAAGUUCUCUGUCAGUGGCGACCUCCCAGACCUGCAUGAAGGUAAUCAGGAGAGUUUUGAUUUCUCAGAAGAUUAG
This is a messenger RNA of Dovyalis caffra, 1560 nucleotides long. NCBI's taxonomy places the organism in Eukaryota, Viridiplantae, Streptophyta, Magnoliopsida, Malpighiales, Salicaceae. The record is from the annotation of a GenBank genome assembly.